Molecule: messenger RNA, 5734 nt
Organism: Procambarus clarkii (red swamp crayfish)
Lineage: Eukaryota; Metazoa; Arthropoda; Malacostraca; Decapoda; Cambaridae
Product: pneumococcal serine-rich repeat protein
Source: RefSeq, a predicted model, not a curated record
GGCAGCAGUGCAGGAUUCAGUCCUUUUUGCCACCUCUCGUCCACCACAGUCAUGAGGAUCCAGAUUGUGGUCCUUGUGGUUAGCUUGGCCGCCUGCGGGCUGGCGGACAAGCUGCCUUCCUCUGGGGGCUCCACUCAGGUACUCGCUCGAACAGUCAGUGUCAAAACACCAGAUAGAGUCUCGAACGUCAUCUCACAUUUCACCCCUGCCGACCACCGAUACGAAGCAACCGGGAGUGUUGUCAUUGACAGGGCUCCGUCAGCAACUUCGGCGGCAAGUUUGCCUCGGGCAUCUGUCAAGCCUCCGAGUCCAUCACCGGCGCAAACUUACGGCGCUCCGUCCAGUCCAGUUCCUGCAGCCAGGGCAUCUUCUCCCUCAGCUUCCAAAUUAGCUCUCACCCGCACCGUUUCAGUCAAGACCCCUGAGAGAGUCUCCAAUGUUAUCUCUCACUUCACUCCUGCAGACCAUAGGUACGAUGCCACUGGAUCUGUCGUCAUUAACAGAGGUUCGUCACAUCAAGCUUCUUUAGCAACUCAAGCAUUCCUCAGCGGGUCCGGUGCACGAAGUAUUCAAGCUGCUCCAGUUCGAUCUGUUCCUGCUCCAGCUGCCCCUGCUCCUGCUCCAGCUGCUCCAGUUAGAGUAUCAGCACCUGCUGCUUCUCAGUUAGCUCUCAAGCGCACUGUCUCGGUCAAGACCCCAGAGAGAGUCUCCAAUGUUAUCUCUCACUUCACUCCAGCAGACCACCGGUACGAUGCCACUGGAUCGGUCGUCAUUACAAGAGGCUCAUCAGCUCAAACGUCUUCAGCAAGUCAAGCUUUCCUCAGCGGAUCCGGUGGUCGAAAGGUUCAAGCUGCUCCUGCUGCCCCAGCCCCAGCUGCUCCAGUUCGUGUUUCAGCACCUGCUCAAGCCGUCUUUGUUGCUCGACCUGCUGUUUCUGCUUCUGCCUCGCAGUUAGCUCUCAAGCGCACCGUCUCAGUCAAGACCCCAGAGAGAGUCUCCAACGUUAUCUCUCACUUCACUCCAGCAGACCACAGGUACGAUGCCACUGGAUCGGUCGUCAUUACAAGAGGCUCAUCAGCUCAAACUUCUUCAGCAAGUCAAGCUUUCCUCAGCGGAUCCGGUGCACGAAGUAUUCAAGCUGCUCCUGCUCCAGCUGCUCCAGUUCGAUCUGUUCCUGCAGCCCCUGCCCCAGCUCCAGCUGCUCCAGUUAAAGUUUCAGCACCUGCUCAAGCUGUCUUUGCUGCUCGACCUGCCGCUUCUGCUUCUGCUUCUCAAUUGGCUCUCACCCGUACCGUCUCCGUCAAGACCCCAGAGAGAGUCUCCAAUGUUAUCUCUCACUUCACUCCAGCAGACCACCGGUACGAUGCCACUGGAUCUGUCGUCAUUACUAGAGGUUCAUCAGCUCAAACGUCUUCAGCAAGUCAAGCUUUCCUCAGUGGAUCCGGUGCACGAAGUAUUCAAGCUGCUCCUGCUCCAGCUGCUCCAGUUCGAGUUGUUCCUGUGGCCCCUGCCCCAGCUGCUCCAGUUCGAGUUUCAGCACCUGCUCAAGCUGUCUUUGCUGCUCGACCUGCUGCAUCUGCUUCAGGAUCUGCCUCUCAGUUGGCUCUCACCCGCACCGUCUCCGUCAAGACCCCAGAAAGAGUCUCAAAUGUUAUCUCUCACUUCACUCCUGCAGACCACAGGUACGAUGCCACUGGAUCUGUCGUCAUUACUAGAGGCUCAUCAGCUCAAACUUCUUCAGCAAGUCAAGCUUUCCUAAGCGGGUCCGGUGGUCGAAAGGUUCAAGCUGCCCCUGCUCCAGCUGCUCCAGUUCGAGCUGCUCCUGCCCCAGCUCCAGCUGCUCCAGUUCGUGUUUCAGCACCCGCUCAAGCCGCCUUUGCUGCUCGACCUGCUGCUUCUGCCUCUCAGUUGGCUCUCAAACGCACUGUCUCCGUCAAGACCCCGGAGAGAGUCUCCAAUGUUAUCUCUCACUUCACUCCUGCAGACCACAGGUACGAUGCCACUGGAUCUGUCGUCAUUACAAGAGGCUCAUCAGCUCAAACUUCUUCAGCAAGUCAAGCUUUCCUCAGCGGAUCCGGUGGUCGAAAGGUUCAAGCUGCUCCAGUUCGAGCUGCUCCUGCUGCCCCAGCUCCAGCUGCUCCAGUUCGAGCUGCUCCAGCUCCUACUCAAGCCGUCUUUACUGCCCAACCUGCUGCUGCUGCUGCUGUUGCUGCUUCAGGUUCUGGUUCUCAAUUGGAUCUCACCCGAACUGUUUCUGUCAAGUCGCCAGAGAGGGCCUCUAAUGUUAUCUCGCACUUCACUCCCGCAGAACAUAAGUACGAGGCCACUGGAUCUGUCACUAUUUCCAAAUCUGCAGGUGGAUCUGGUCGACUGUCGUCUGCAGGUGCUUCCAGGCUCUCAUCUAGUGCCUUUGGCCUAGCAUCAGGGGGUGGCAGCGGUCAGUCGUAUGCUAGUGCCAGUGGGCAAGCAUCAGGCAGUGGCUAUGGACAGGUGUCAACUAGCUCAAGCAGACAAGCAUCAGCCUCAUCUUCAUCUCAGACAGCAGAAUUUCAACGCUCGCAGGCGGCAGCAGCAGCAGCAGAAGAAUUACAACGUUCCCAGGCAGCUGCAGCUGCAGCAGCAGAAUUUCAACGCUCCCAGGCAGCAGCAGCAGCAGCAGCGGCAGCAGCAUCUAGACGUUCUCAGGCCGCAGCAGAAACAGCAGCAGCGGCAGCAGAAUCCAGGCGAUCUCAGGAAGCAGCAGCAGCAGCGGCAGCAGCAGCAGCAUCCAGGCGUUCUCAGGCAGCAGCAGCAGCAGAAACAGCAGCAGCAUCCAGGCGGUCUCAGGAAGCAGCAGCAGCAGCAGCAGCAGCAUCUCAACGUUCUCAGGCGUCAUCAUCAUCAUCUUCAUCCUCGGGAUCAUCUCAGUCCUUCACAUACCGUCUAGCCGCUCCAUAUGAGGGAGGAAGCUCCGUUUCUUCGGCUGAUCUGUUGGCCGAGUUGGAGGCGUUCAGAGCCGAUGCAGCUAGAUCCGGCGUUAAAAUUACUCAGGAUGCCCGAACAAGACAAGCUGACAGUACAAGCGGCUCAGACCCAUACAGCUUCAGCGUGCGAGUGGAGGAUCACGACACCACAAAUUACCAGAGUCGAGAUGAGUGGGUGGGAGCUGAUGGCAUUACCUAUGGCUGGUACACUGUCUUGCUCCCUGACGCCUACUUAUACAACUACUCCUACAUUGCUCACCCUGUUAAAGGCUACCAGGUGAAGGUGACCCGCAAGGACUCUGGUGUCGCCCUCAAGCCCGUCGAAGCAGACAUCUUUGCUCCAGCAACGAUCUUCUCGAACCAGGGUAUCACCCGACUUGCUGACUUCGCAGUUUCCGGAGUCAACAACGAUUACGAAUCCGAAGAAAACAUGAACUUUGAUGAGAGUGCUUCGAUCACUUUUGCCAACUCUUUGGCAGAGGCUGAGAAAGUUACGAGGUCACAGUCUUCGUCGUCCAGGCCAGCAGUUUCUCUAGGCCCUGCUAGUCACUUGUGCGGCUUCCGAAUUGUUCGUGAAUAUGGCACUGCCGGCUCACGCACUCUCCCUAUACCUUCAGGCUCAAUUCUAUGCGGCUUCGGUCAGUCGGAUGGUCAACGCUCUGCUGUAUCCAAAGCAUUUGCUAGUGGAGCCUCCGCUGGCUCUGAUGUUCAGAGCUUGAAGACUUCAGGGAGCAGCUUCUCUUCAAAACAAGAAUCAGGUUCGGGGUCCAUCCGUGCUUCAUCUAGUGGUUUCUCUUCUGGAUCUGGUGCCAUUACAUCUGGAUCUUCAAGUUCUUCAUCUUCUCAGUCAUCUGGAUUUGGAUCAAGUAGCUUCUCGGGAUCAUCAGCAUCUUCUGGAUCUUCAGCCUUCUCUGGCUCUGCAGCAUCUUCUGGCUCUGCCGCGGCUUUUGGCUCUGCCGCUGCUUCUGGCUCUGCAGCUGCUUCUGGCUCCUCCUCCAGCAGUUUUGGUGGAGCUGCAAGUAGAUCAGGCUCAACUGGGUCUUCAUCAAGUGGCUCAUCCUCUAGAUUCGCAAGCGCAUCUGGCCGUGGAGCUGAACAAGAAGAAUCCGAUAAUUCAUCUGAAGAAAGCCAGAGCUCGUCAUUUAGCAGCGUAUCCUCAAGUUCUGGAUCCUCUGGUUCAUUCGGUGGAUUCUCCUCUGCGUCAGGCCAACGAAGAUCAUCAUCUAGCAGCUUCUCCUCAGGAUCUACCAGCGGAGGAUCAGCAUUUGGCAGUCAAUCGUCAGCUGGUGCGUCUCUCUCACGCUCUGUUUCAGUCAAAUCCCCUCAACGAGUGUCAAGUGUGAUCUCACACUUCACUCCCGCUGAACAUAUUUAUGAAGCAACUGGAAGCGUUAAUAUCGACUCUUCAAGACGGGCAUCCAGUGGCCCCGCGAGGUCUGUCUUUGUGUCCACGGCACCUGCACAGCCUGCCCUUGUCUCCUUCAGCAAACCAGCCGUUUCAACUGCUGGGUCAUCUCAGUUGGCACUUUCCCGUACGGUCUCUGUCAGAACGCCCGAAAGAGCUUCCAAUGUUAUAUCACAUUUUACUCCUGCUGACCACAGAUACGAGGCCACCGGAUCUGUCACAAUCAACAGAGCGCCUAAAGUCCAGGCUUCCUCUAGUGUGGCCCAAGUCCGCGCUGUACCUGCUCCAGCACCUGCCAGACCAGUUUCUGUAGCCCCGAAACCUUCUGCGUCUCAACUGGCGCUCACUCGCACCGUCUCCGUCAAGACCCCGGAGAGAGCCUCCAGUGUUAUCUCUCACUUCCUUCCCGCGGACCACAGGUACGAGGCCACUGGAUCCGUCAGCAUUAGCAGAGGCUCCUCGUCAGCUCAAGCUUCUUCAGCAAAUCGUGGUGUCUCAAGCGCACCAAGCGCCCCAGCUUCACCCGCACCACGUACCCUACCUCAGGCGGUUCCAGCUCGUGGGUACGGUCCUCCUGCCGCCCAAGCUGCUCCACGUACCCCUUCUGCGUCACCCUCCCAGUUGGCUCUCACUCGCACAGUCUCUGUCAAGACCCCGGAGAGAGCCUCCAAUGUUAUCUCUCACUUUACUCCAGCAGACCACAAGUACGAAGCCACUGGAUCCGUCACCAUCAACAGGUCAUCGGCUUAAACAAUUCAUUUGCGUCACUUAAACGAGUGACAGCCUUUUCCAGCGGAAAGUUUCACUACCAGUAGCUUAGAAAAUUAUAGUUAUACGCAAAUAUUUAAAUAUAUGUGAAUAAUUUUCAGGGAAGCUCACUAAUAUUUAGGUAACACCGGAAACCAUUCCCAACUCCACGAGCUGCAAUUAAAAGUAUCUUUCUUAGUAAUUUAGCUGUUAAUUGUACGAUCCGUCGUAGUCUCAAUUAUCCCUAACAAACAGCUAGGAUUUUAGUGAUUUUCCUUCGACUUUUCUUCCUGAUUUUCCUCACUCUGCGACAUGUCUUACAUUGCACUAACUAUACUGUGUGGGCUUGGUGGUGUGGGUAACGUAACCUGAAUUUCUUCUUAAUUUUCCUGUAAACAUUGAUGAUCUGUUAAUCCAUUAAUUCCUUUGAUCUGACUGUAGCUUGAUUCAACAUUUGAGAUGCUCAUGAAGUCAUUGUACGAAUGACUGACAGACUACGAAUCCGUGACGUCAUAUUCAUUAUUUAUAGAGUGACAUCUCUCAUAGGGUAAAUAUUUAUUUAUUGUACAAUUCUCUUUCUCACGUAAUACGAUAAAGUGAUAAUAAAAGAUGAAGAAAG